AUGUCUGUGAUUGUAGAUGUUACCAUGGUUGGGGGCCCUUACGGUAGCCAAUACCAGGAAGUCCAAGCCUGGAAGGUCGGGAAACUCAUCACCAAGCUCACCGUUUUCAAGCAGGAGAACAGAGUGAGAGGUGCCUACGUGUGGAAGAAUGGAGAGGGCCAGUACGAUGGAGCCACUUUCGGUGUUGCUGCUGGAGAUUCAGACACCUUUGAGUUCCAGCCCGGCGAGCGCAUCACCUCCAUGUCACUCUGGCCUGGAAGAUGGGGACCAAAUAAUCACGUCCGAGCAGGCCACAUCUGGUUCACCACCAGCAACGGUCGCAACUUCGAUGCGGGGCCUGGCAAGUGGGGCAGUGAAACCAAACUUGACGUUGGGUCGGGCUACCUGGUUGGCGUGGAAGCUAUUACCGGUUCAGACAUUAACAAGUGGGGCUUUGUCUUCCUCAAGCCGCUGCUUCUCCUCACUCUCACUGAUGUGGAGUACCCCAGCCUCAAUGAGAUGGGUGGUGUUGUACCCGUCACCCUUGACAGUCUCGACGAGACUAACGACAGCAAGAAUUCCGACCUCAAUUGGACUCUGGAAGGCUCCAAGAGCGAGACAAUCUCAUGGGAGUUUUCCAAGGCUGAGGGCCUCACUGCAACUGUAGGCUUUCAGGUUUCUGCUGGGAUUCCAGAGAUUGGACUCGGAGAAACAGGGAGCUUCCAGUGGGAGGUGAGCAAUUCAACCACCAGGACAGCCAGCCACAGCCAGGUGACUGAUCUCAAGUGGUCAACAGGCGGUGUUCUGCGGCCCGGUGAGAGGGUUACUGCAUCUGCUCUCACCCAGGUGGGCAAACUUUCCAACUUGUUUUACAAUGGUACCAUUGUGAUCAAAACCCAAGACAGCCACUGCUACAGCUACCCUGUAAGUGGGGUGUAUUCGGGUGCAACAGUGACCAACGUCCAGGUUGCUGUUGACGUUAAGAUAGGGGGCGUUAGCGGCAUGGUCAAGUCGGAUCCUCUAGGGCAGACAAGCUUGCGCGCCCGGUUUUAUCGCAGGGCAUGGAAGAAGCUGGGGGCUAAGCUCGACCGACGCGCGCGUCCAUGGCCUUCUUCAGCAUCGGCAAUGUAG
Selaginella moellendorffii is the source of this 1110-nucleotide messenger RNA. RefSeq names its product aerolysin-like protein. The transcript has 2 exons. The record is from RefSeq and is a predicted model, not a curated record. Lineage: Eukaryota; Viridiplantae; Streptophyta; Lycopodiopsida; Selaginellales; Selaginellaceae. Bases 1 to 1110 code for a protein of 369 amino acids.